This is a messenger RNA of Plenodomus lingam JN3, 2109 nucleotides long. RefSeq lists its product as uncharacterized. The record is from RefSeq and is a predicted model, not a curated record. Gene Ontology annotation, biological process: phosphatidylinositol dephosphorylation. Gene Ontology annotation, cellular component: endoplasmic reticulum. Lineage: Eukaryota; Fungi; Ascomycota; Dothideomycetes; Pleosporales; Leptosphaeriaceae. Gene Ontology annotation, molecular function: phosphatidylinositol-4-phosphate phosphatase activity.
AUGAGUGCAGCACUCCCCUACCGCGACAUCAACGUGCACUCGUCGCCAUCGCACUAUGCCUUCUCCUCGCCCUCGUCCCCCACCGCUCCCACUCUUGUCGUCGACCGGCCGUCGGGCGACAUGCGGCUGCACGACGGAAAGCUGCUGGGCUCCAAGCGCGUAUCCAGCAUCGCAGGCAUUCUCGGCAUCAUCAAGCUGCGCCUAGACAAGUACAUCAUCGUCAUCACAAAGGCCCAGCCCAUGGGUCGCAUCAAGGGCCACAUGAUCUACAAGGUCGUUGCGACCGAGUUCCUGCCCCUCCGUGAACGCCCCCUGCACGACGUCGACGAGGACAACUACCUCUCCUUGCUCCGAUCGCUCAUCAAGACCUCCCCGCUCUACUUCUCCUACUCCUUCGACAUCACCAACACCUUCCAGCGCCAAGCUCACCUCGACCCCACCACCCCCCUGUGGAAACGCGCCGACGACCGCUUCUACUGGAAUCGCUUCGUCUCCAGCGACCUCAUCGACUUUCGUGGGGGACUCAGCGGGGGCUAUGGGCGGCACACAGCUGGGCAGCAACCCAGUGCAGACCCCUACAUUUUGCCUGUCAUGUACGGCAUGCUGGAAAUCAAGAACACGUCCAUCAAGGGUACCCCACUUACCUUUAUCCUCAUCACCCGCCGAUCACGGCUCAAGGCAGGCACGAGAUACUUUUCACGCGGCAUCGACGAGAACGGCAACGUGUCCAAUUUCAACGAGACGGAGCAGGCCAUCAUCCUCAACGACAACGCGUCAGGAGGUCCCGGCGGAUUUGGUUCCAACCAAAACGCUACCAAGGGUAGCGCCGGCAAGGAGACGCAGGUUUUGUCCUAUGUGCAGACGCGAGGAAGCGUGCCCGUCUACUGGGCCGAGAUCAACACGCUCAAGUACACGCCCAAGCUCCAGGUCCGCGGCGUCGAAAAUGCUCUGCCAGCGGCCAAGAAGCAUUUCGCUGAGCAGAUUCGCUUGUAUGGAGACAAUUGGCUAGUCAACUUGGUCAACCAAAAAGGUCGCGAGCAACGAGUCAAGGAGGCCUAUGAAGAGAUGGUUAACCUGUUGCAAUCUUCACCCAUGGAGAAUGUAGAGGGAGAUCGCAUCACAGACGAGAAGUUUCGCGUCAUUGACCCAGCCAACGCUCAGACAGUCUAUGACCGGAUCCACUACGUAUACUUUGACUUCCACAGCGAAACCAAAGGACUGCGCUGGGAUCGUGCAAAGCUGUUGAUGGAUCAACUGGAGCCACAUGUACUCAAACACGGUUACUUCCGUGCGGUUGAUAUGCCAGGUGACUCUGGCCAGGUGGAAGUGAGACGCCAUCAGACUGCGGUCGUACGCACAAACUGUAUGGACUGUCUGGACCGCACCAAUGUUGUGCAGAGCAUGCUCGGGCGAUUUAUCCUCUCGAGGAUGCUUAUUGAUCUAGGUCUUAUGCGAGAAGGCGACAGCGCGGAGGAAGAUGAGGCGUUCGAGUUCUUGUUUCGCAACGUCUGGGCUGACAAUGCCGAUGUCGUUUCCAAGUCCUAUUCUGGUACGGGGGCGCUCAAGACAGACUUUACCCGUCUCGGUAUCCGCACCAAGAAAGGUGCACUGCAAGAUUUGACCAAUUCCAUUACCCGAUACCGUCUCAACAACUUCAGUGAUGGUCCGCGACAAGAUGCCUUUGAUCUUUUCCUAGGCACUUAUCUACCAAGCGACUCUGGCAUUGGGGGCCAGUUACUUUUCGCUGACCGCCGGCCUCUGUUUAUCCAGGCAAUACCCUACAUACUCACCGCAAGCCUCUUCUUCAUUCUCGUCGGCAGUCUGACACGCCGUGCGCCCGACGCCGCCGUCUGGCCCUUGCGAUUGCUGUUGCUCAUCUCCCUUUUCACCAUGGGCGUGUGCUUUCACUUUAUAUGGAGCCAUGGUACUCUCUACGUCAACUGGCCUAGGCUCAAUCGCCAACCUGCUCAGAUCGAAGCGUUCCAGGAAACACUAUCCAAGGUCUCGCACAACUCGGUUGUGGGGCCUUUGAUGGGAACCAAGCACGAGCGGGGCAAGAGUGAUGCGAGACUCCUCGGAUUGGAGGAAGGCAAGAAAAGGCUUGAAUAG